AUCACAAUCAUACAUCGCCGCUCGACUGACUUUUCCUCUUUUAGACAAAAUCUGUCCGAAAAUUGUCUGGGAGCUGAGCUACAAAUCGAUUCCACCGAGCCCUUCCCCAAUUAUUCCUAGGGUUUCUCUGAGCUCUCUCCAUCGCCAUCGACUUCAAGGGUUGGAAAGUUUGAAGCUUGAAGAAAUGAGGCCAAUAUUUUGCGGCAACUUGGAUUUUGACGCGCGGCAGUCAGAUGUUGAGCGGCUUUUCAAGCGAUAUGGGAAAGUCGAGAGGGUGGAUAUUAAGUCUGGAUUACUUGGAAUGUCUAUGGUCUUCUUGGAUGGGUCCGCUUAUCUACAUUUCUUUUGUAGCAUGUGCCCAAGCAUCACUUAUUGUAUUUUUCCAGAAGAAUUAAUCUGAUCUGCCUUAGUCCUGCCAUCAUACUUUCCUUCAGACACCAUUGCUUUUUCAUUCAUCAUGACUUUUGCUCCACUCCAUGUUCAAUUUCCGACAUGUUCCAACAUAGAUUCCAUGAUGAUAUCGCACUCACUGGCAGGAUUUGCUUUCGUCUAUAUGGAUGACGAACGAGAUGCUGAGUAUGCAAUUCGAAGACUUGACAGGACAGAAUUUGGUAGGAAGGGACGCCGACUUCGUAUUGAGUGGACCAAGCAUGAAAGAGGGAUUAGGAGACCUGAUUCAAGAAGACCUUCUGCUAACAUGAAGCCCUCAAAAACCUUGUUUGUUAUCAACUUUGAUCCAGUCCAUACCAGGACAAAGGAUCUGGAGAGGCACUUUGAUCCCUACGGGAAAAUAACGAACAUAAGGAUUAGAAGGAAUUUUGCUUUCAUUCAAUAUGAAUCACAGGAGGAUGCUACCAAAGCUCUGGAGGCAACAAAUACAAGCAAGUUCAUGGACAGGGUUAUUUCUGUGGAAUAUGCUGCUCGUGAUGAUGAUGAUGAUAAAAGAAAUGGGCACAGUCCUGACAGGAGGGGCCGUGAUAUGUCUCCUGAGAGAAGAAGCAAUGAUCGUGGGCGAUCUCCAAGUCCAUACCGCAGAGAUAGGGGAAGCCCUGAUUAUGGCCAUGGUGCCCGAGUAAGUUCUAGAACUGAAUCAAGAAGAAGUCCUGAUUAUGAGAGAGCUGCAAGCCCAGUCAAUGAUAGAUCCCGUCCAAGUUCUAGACCUGGACCUAGAAGAAGUCCCGAUUAUGAGAGAUCUGCAAGCCCAGUCAAUGAUAGAUCCCAUCCAAGUUCUAGACCUGAACUAAGAAGAAGUCCCAGUGAUGAGGGAGCUAUAAGCCCCGUCAAUGAUGAAUACCGCAGCCGUUCUCCCCCACCGCGGGAAAGAUCUCGUUCCUGAGAACCAGCCAGAUAUGCAACCUCCUUGUAGUGGUUAGCUGGUGUAUUAUUUAAUCUAUAGUUGACAUUCCGAAGUUGGUUAUUCCCUCUUUAUUAGUAUUCAGAUACAUGAUCAGUUUGAACUUGAACAUGUUUUCAAAGUGGUGAAUUCGAAGUUUAUUUUGUAGCCAAUCAUGGUUUAUCGGGCACAUCUGUAUUCGAUUGUUAUCUUUAACCUAUAGUUGACAUUCCUAAAUUGUUAUUUUUCUGUGAGUUUGACAGUA
Malus domestica (apple) is the source of this 1598-nucleotide messenger RNA. Its product is annotated as serine/arginine-rich splicing factor RS41-like. Gene Ontology annotation, biological process: mRNA splicing, via spliceosome. The record is from RefSeq and is a predicted model, not a curated record. Gene Ontology annotation, molecular function: mRNA binding. NCBI's taxonomy places the organism in Eukaryota, Viridiplantae, Streptophyta, Magnoliopsida, Rosales, Rosaceae. Gene Ontology annotation, cellular component: nucleus; nuclear speck.